AUGGCAACGUUAAAUGAAAAAAAGACCUGCAGCGAGCGGAUGGAAAAUUUCCGUCGUUUUGUCUGGAAUCCAGAAACGAAGCUCUUUAUGGGAAGGACCUUAAUUAACUGGGUGUGGAUCAGCCUAUACUACCUGGCUUUCUAUGUGGUGAUGUCGGGGUUGUUCGCGCUCUCCAUUUAUUCUUUAAUGAGGACAGUGAAUCCGUACGAGCCGGAUUACCAAGACCAGCUGAAAUCCCCAGGUGUAACGUUACGGCCCGACGUUUAUGGGGACAGAGGACUACAAAUUUAUUACAACAUGUCCGACAACAAAACCUGGGAAGGUUUAGUGACAACUCUUCAGACUUUUCUGACAGCAUACACACCAGCUGCGCAGCGUCCGAACAUCAACUGCACCGGCGACACAUACUUCAUUCAGGACACCUUUGAUGGCCCCAAUAAAACAAAACUAUCCUGCAAAUUUACCUCAGAUAUGCUUCAGAACUGCUCUGGCAUCACGGAUCCUACUUUUGGAUUUCCAGAAGGAAAACCCUGCUUUAUUAUAAAAAUGAACAGGAUUAUCAAAUUUUUCCCUGGCAACGGCACCGCACCAAGAGUGGACUGCACAUACGUGGUAAGCGCAUGAGACGCGUCUCGCCCGCUGGAGGUGGACUACUACCCCGUGAACGGUACCUUCAACCUGCACUACUUCCCCUACUACGGGAAAAAGUCACAGCCCAGCUACAGCAAUCCUUUGGUAGCUGUGAAAUUUCUCAACCUUACGAGGAACGUAGAACUGAAAAUAGUGUGCAAAAUCAUUGGAGCUGGAAUUACGUUUGAUAACGUUCAUGAUCCGUACGAAGGUAAAGUGGAAUUUAAAUUGAAAAUAGAAGACUGA
Messenger RNA from Egretta garzetta (little egret), 876 nucleotides. RefSeq names its product ATPase H+/K+ transporting subunit beta (gene ATP4B). The transcript has 7 exons. Lineage: Eukaryota; Metazoa; Chordata; Aves; Pelecaniformes; Ardeidae. Gene Ontology annotation, molecular function: ATPase activator activity. Gene Ontology annotation, cellular component: sodium:potassium-exchanging ATPase complex. The record is from RefSeq and is a predicted model, not a curated record. Gene Ontology annotation, biological process: intracellular sodium ion homeostasis; intracellular potassium ion homeostasis; potassium ion import across plasma membrane.